Molecule: messenger RNA, 7417 nt
Organism: Siniperca chuatsi (mandarin fish)
Lineage: Eukaryota; Metazoa; Chordata; Actinopteri; Centrarchiformes; Sinipercidae
Gene: ccser1
Product: coiled-coil serine-rich protein 1
Exons: 11
Coding region: 420-3437 (1005 amino acids)
Source: RefSeq, a predicted model, not a curated record
GUAUGAGAAGAGUCGAUUUUAAGACCUCAGGGUGGGUUUAUUGAUGAUAUUCGCCAGAGAAAGACUGAAUUGUCCAUCCACCUGCUGAAGGAUGCUGAGCUGUUGGAUGGAAGGAGGAGGAGGAGGGACGUCACGCUGUGCACGCUCUCGGCCUGUCGCUGCAACGCGGAAGAGACGAAGGAGGAAAAGAGACUCCACGUCACUGAGGUGUAAUAUUGGCGUCAGUGAACAACAAGGUGCCACCACAGAAGGACUUCAGUACCAUUGUACAAUUCCAGAUAUCCUCAUGCAGGUUACAGUAACUCGUAUGACCACAAAGCGAAGAUAUAUUCAGCUGUUUCUGCACUGAGCGGCCUCGGUAGAGACACUGGGAAUCCGCUGAAGGUAACGUACGAGUGCCCCACUUCUUCAGCUUCUAGAUGGGUGAAUCAGGCUCACGCCGUUCCACACUUGUGUCCCGCCUGCCAAUCUUCCGCCGCAGCAGCAGUAAGAGGCAGGAGUCGCUCCCCUCCUCCCCAUCUUCAGGCGGAGUGGGAAAUGGCGUCCACAGCUCUUCGCCCUCCAGCACCAACUCCAGUUCUGGCAGUACCGGGAAACGACGGAGCCUUUUCCGCACUCCAUCUCUCAGUUUCACAGCCAAACGGAAUAGUGAGCCACGUGUCCAGCCUAUCAACCUAAACCUCACACCUCCGCUGACACAGGGCACUGACGCAAAUGGAAAUAACCAGCAGACGAUAACAUCGUCACUGUCAACGGGGUUCAGUGAUAGUGGUGGACGCCCCAAGUCACGCCACUCAUUUGGGUUUGGCAGCCAUAAGAAGAAAAUCACCCGCUCCCAGACAGAGGAUUUUGACAAACCAUCCUCUUCCUCCUCCACAUCCAAUCGAAAUGUGUUUAUAAACUGCAUCAGUGGCUCAGGGGCCAAUGAGGGCGAUGAUUCCGGGUUCCUUGAUGACUACAGUGGUGGCAGUAAUAACAACAAACGGUUGUCACGCCAGAAGAAACAGCUGCUGCCCAAAUCUUUUUCAGCUCACCACCGCUUCUCCCGGACCUCUGAUCACCCCAGACCUCCAGAAGUGAAUCUGGAACCUCCAAGCUCCACCACCAUCACUCCAGGGGCCGGAGAGCUUACCCCGGGGUCAUGGCCAGGCGAGCUGCUUGGUGCCGGUGGUGAGAGCUCACUCCAGUCCCCUAUGAUGUCAGAGGACCGAACCACAGCCAUCACCCCUUCAGAGUUCAUCCCCAUCACAGAGGAUUCUGUAUCAGAGGUGGAUGCUCUGCCAGCUCCCAGCCCCGGAUCUGGUUUAGCCCCAGGACCUGCCUCUGUGCCUGGGCUGUCUACUGACACAGCUCCACCUGACCCCCCACCUGUUCCAGAAAACUUCAGUGUGGCUGUCUCUUCCUCCCAGGUUUUCUUCACUCCAGCCCAGUCCAGCACUGAAAAACCUUUACUCCCUGACACCAGCACAGCCAACAACACAGACUAUGAGACUGCCAUUUCCCUCUCAGAGCCUGAGACAGCUGUACCCUGCCUACCGCUGCAAGAACAAUCACUGGAAGAGAGGAAGGAGAGGGAGGAAGAGAGAAAGGAAGCCAGGGAAGAUGUGUCAGCGGAGCAGAGGAAGGAGUUGGUGGAGGAGACGAAGGCAGGUUACCACACAGAGACCACAAGUGAGAGCGAGGCAUGUGUGGUACGCAGCGAGGGUUGUCACUCUAACCCAGAGCAAUCGGAAAGGAGGGCAAGAAACACGCUCUCUGCUCAAGAAAGAGGAAACUUCUGUGGCUGCCACGAACCCAGGUCCUCUCACUUGAGGAAACCACAUGCAGCCUCUCUGUGUAGCAGUGUCAGCCCCUAUCAUGAGGUGAUGCGGCUGGAAAGGCGUCUGCGCUCCUCGUCUGAGGGGGCUGGUGGGCCUCGUAUCCAUGGAAACCACAGAGAUGCCCCAGGCAUGGAGGGAUGUGGUCUGCUCAAACACAGAAACAACUCCUCAUCGUCCAAACUGGGAAGUCUGGAUGUUUUAAACAACCUGGGUUCCUCAGAGCUGGAUGAAGACGAUCUUAUGUUAGACCUGGACCUCUCUGACGAUCAGCGGCAUCGACACGUGUCCAGAGAAGACUCCAGCCAGUCCCUGGCCUCCUGUCUCAACCUGCUCCCUUCCCCCAUGGAUCCAUCAGGAGAUCGCAUCCCGGGGAAAGACAGCAAUCAGAGGGAGCCCAGCCGUCCGACCAGCCUGCUGCCUGCUGACUGGAGUGCAGGGCUGGGUUUAGGGAGGGAGGAUGAGCCCUUACCUCCAGGGCUGGAGACCCUUCCACUCAGACUGAUGCAGCAGGACUGCACUGCUGUCAAAACCCUGCUUUUAAGACUGAGACGGACACUGCAGGAGAGCACAGAGACAAGUCCUGCCAGCAGCCUCCAGUCUCUACCCAUUAGCCCGUGCAGUGAAAAGUCCCUUCCAUUUAAGGAUCCUGGCAGAGAGGAGGCCUUGCUGCAACAAUUGAGAGAGAAAGAUGAACUGAUUCUCAGACUCCAGAGUGAACUGGAGAGUGCCAAAGCUGCCCUGAAGAUGAAAGACUGCCAAAUGACUGACCGCACAACACAGACAGAACACAUGGGGCCAGAGACCAGUCAUCCAGGCCGGUGGUCAGGACUAGGCAGCAGCAGCCUGGCUCCAAGGGACCGAAGGGUAGUGCGGGUUGUGGGGGCAGCGCUCGGAGGGGACCUCUCUAACCAGCACCUUCCCCACCACUAUCCACCUCUGCAUGGCCGGACUCCUGCUUCUGAACGACACAUUGCCAGGGAGGAGCGACGCUGCCAGGGGGUCUUGGCACAGUCCACAGCCCAUAACCCUGCUCCAAAUCUGGCUCCAGGCUCCUCCAACCUGUCCUCUGCCACUUCUGCAGUGUCAGCCCAAACCUCCAAACCUACUACUCCGGCCCAGCUUCAAGUUUCACAUCCGGGCCUUAGUCCAAAUCAAUGCCCAGGCUCUGGUUCAGCGGCUGCUAAUCACACCGCAAUUUCAUCUCUGUCCUCCAGGCAGCCAGAGGGGGUGUCCUCCUCUUCUGAGUCCUUAACUGCAGGAGGAGGAGGUGGAGUGAGUCUGUCAGGUGGGGUGAGGAGAGGAGGAGGAGGAGGAGAGCACCUUCCCCUGAGCCAAAUCCCUCGUGCAGUCGGGACCAGCGCCUCAUCAAGCCUCCACAGUCUUGCAAGCAGAGGGAGCCCCUCUCCAAGCAUCUCAUCAUCCAUCCCAGCCUCCCCUCCACCUCCUACUCCUCCCUCAGCCUCCUCUUCCUCCUCCUCAUCCUCCACGUUUACGGGUCGUUUAGGACAACCACCUCGAGGCCCUCUGUCUCUGCAUAGCUAUAGUCGUAAAAAUGUCUUCCUCCAACAUUCCCUACAUACUUCCGAGCUACAGGCUCUGACUCAGAGAGACAGUUGAGGGCACACGAACAUUUACACCAUCCCAACCAUAAGAUGGGUGACUUUAUAGAAAAACUGCUGCUCCUUCGGUGCAAGUUGCUCGUGUUCCACUGUCUUAGUUUCCCCAGAAUCAUCAACCACACACGCUUACAAUCUUCAACACACACACACACACACACACACACACACAUACACACACUCCUCACCAGUCUAUCAGAACUCCCAUGUUGUGUUAUGCUGACAGUUUAGACGUGCUACGCCCACAGACACACAAAGUGCACACAGACUCCAUACACACAUUCACUGAUCUAGUGACAUGCACUUAAAUACAUACACUUAGAGACAUCAUCUGUGAUAUCUCUGCCUCACAAUCUAACCGGACGUUAAAACUGAAUGUAGAGAUGAGGUAUGUAUUUGUGUGUGCAUUGUUAAAGAUUUAUUUUUUAUCCAUUUAUUUGAUCAUUUUUACCAGUUAAAACCAUGUGCUGCUUGAGGAACUGUGGGGCUGACCAUAAUUAGUGCUCACAUUGCCAAAUCCUACAUCAGAUCAACUCCUCAUUCCUUGAUGUCCACUGACAGAAGUCCAGAUGAAAAGACAGGUUUGGAUGAUCACAUCCAUGACCCUUUUACUGCAUGCUUUUUAAAUUUUAAGGAAAAUACAGGUGAGCAUUUUGUACUGCAACAAAAGCAGGAUCUGGGUGACUUUUAAAGUCUUUUAAUAACGUUUCAGUAUCAACUCUCACCUCAGUGUUUCAAGAAGGGAAUCAAACAUGCCACAACCUCAAAGACGUGAGCGUGUUUGUAGAGUUCUAAAUGUCUAUCCUUCUGCUCACACGAAUAAGGCAUUAGAUGUACUUUUGGCUUAAUACUGGACCACUGUUUUUGUAGAAAUACUAUGUUGCAAUAUUACCCACAUUAUAUACAAGAAUCAAUGUUUAUUUGCAAUGUUAGAUUACUAGAGUACAAACGUUGAAAUGAAGAGUUUCAUUCUAAAAUGAGAUAUCUGACAUUUGAAUAAUUUAAAACUUAGAAUGACAAACUGACAUUUAAGUAACUGGCACUACUGAACCCAUAACUAACAAAAUCAAAACAUAUCAGACAAUGAGAUUGACCAGAACAAGCAUUACAUAUUUUUUCCAAAAUGGGAAAACAAUAACAGGUUUUGGAAUGAAGCCCUUCAAAUCUUUAGGGCUGGGUAUUGAUUAGGGAUACCUACUGGUGCUUUGCUAAAUGACAGUGUCAAUAUCCAUUUUUAGGAUUCAAAAGGAAAAAUUUUUCAAAUACUGGCACUACAGUUGGCUGACAGGUUUUCUAUGACAAUUUUACUGAGGCAAUCAAUUGAGAAGAGUCUGACUCUGUUUAGGGGAGCAAAUGACAGAACAAAUAUUGCACAGAAAGUUGUUUACUUGAUCAAAUACUGACAAGAAAGAGAAACAGAAAACAUGAUUUUACAAAUGAUACCAUUUGUAAAAGCAUCAGUUUUUUACUGAUACCCAGUCCUUAUAUGUUAGCCUUCUUUUCUUCCUGAUCUCACGUGUUGGUCACCUAACGAGAUGGCAUGUGGUAUAAUAAGGCUAGCAAUUUUGUUGUUUUGGACAGUAGGACACAUACCUUUUGAGUGAGAUUCACUGUAACUGCCAUGACCUGCUGAGUUGUACAACAUUAUUCACACUUUGGGGACAAAGCGUGUCAAAAAGUGAGAAAACCCACCUUUUUUUCUUUCUUUUUCUUUUUCUUUUUUUUUUUUUUUUACAUCUGUGAACAACUGAACUGCAUAACAACCUGUUCAGUCUGCCACUGUUGAAUAUAUUUGCUCUGUUAACCUGACCAGACUGUCGAACAGCCCUUCCCCCCCAUAGGCUUUGGGGUAAACAAAUCUUAAAACGUCAGCUGGGAGGUGGCAGCCUGCCCUGCUGCUGAGUACAGGCCAGAAGUUCUCAGCUCCCGGCAUCUACAGAAAAUGUUAGAUUUUGAAGAAGUUGUUGACCUUGUCUGUCUCUAAACGGCACCUGGCUGUAGGGAAGUUGUAUAAAUUGUGUGUGUGUGUGUUGUAAUGCACCUCAUGAGGCAAGGACCUGGUAGAGGUGAAGAAAAGCCUGAAGGAAGACAGCUCUGCUCCCAUUGGUGGAAGCUACCACUCUCCCUCUGGUCUGUUUCACUUGCACACUAUUUCCUCUCGUUUUAUCCCCCUUUUUUCCUCAAUCCCUUCUCUUUCUGUCCUUAUUUCUUUCUCCUUUUUCAAUCUAUCCUCUCCUUAUUCCCCUUCAAUCUCUCCUCAUGCAUUUCCCUUUCUCUGUCCCCCAGCAAUCUGUUAUCUUCCUUCCCCUGCUACCCCAGGUCUCUCCUUCCCUCCAUCUCUUUCUCCUGCUUAGCUUACUUUCCCACAGCUUAUAUUGUCACACGGUGUACCUAUCACAGACUCUGUUGCAGUGGCUUUCAGUCCUGGGCAUUGGGACCUGCAGCUGUCUAAUCAGGGAAUAAUUUUACAUCUGGUGAAUGCAGUUACCUACCUGGUAGGGCAGACGGCCAGCAGUAAUGUGGCUCCCGAGGACCUGGACUGAGAACCGCAGCUGUAAUGUGAAUUAAACAUUCCCUGCUUGGUUUGUUUACAGGUGGAGGGUAACAAUACGUUGUCGCUGGCUGACCUCUUAAGAACUGCUAUUUACAUUCCUCGUCAAUGCAUGCAUCAAAAUGUAGUUGACACCAUGUGAAAUGUCACAAGGGAAUAUUUGGCCCUGGUUGCGCUGCCCACUCUCAGAUGUUAUUUUUUCACCGUGUUUCAGCUGCGCUCAUUUCAGCUGUGUUCAAAUUGGAAAACCACAAAGGUGGGUUGCUGGUUAUGUCACAUAUCAUGAAAGGAAAAAGGCCCAUCUGAGAUGGCAGUUUAAAUGUGGCACUGAGGUUUUUUUAAAGACAUUUUCCCAUGAACUGAUAUUGAAUUUCACUCCUGGGAAACAAGGGUCUGCAAUCAUGAAAUGGGCACACCUCACAAACCUCAAUUAUUCACUUUACUUUUCAUUUGUUGGUAUGUUAUUUAUUCUUUUCUGCCUUAUUUAUAUUUAUUGCCAUAGAACCAGUUUCCUAAAAGCAUUUUGGCACUAGCAAAUAAAGAUAGUAGUCAUGAUAAUAAACAUGAUGGAAAGACAAUAAUAAUGAUCAUGAUGUUAUUGUCAUAAUUUUAAUGAAUCCGAUAUUAUACUGUCCUAGCUAUUUAAUGUGCUUAUUGUAAUUAUGUUUUUUCUCUUUGAAUUGCUGUAAUAAUGAAAUUGAACUGUAUAAUUGUACAUAAAUUGUUCACCGUUCACGAACGUGAACGUUUCGUGCUCAUGUAAAGGACACUUAAGAAUAGGGUUCACAUACAUUGUUUGUCAGCACACAACAGAUUAAAACACAACAAAAAAGGGAAGAUUUUGUUUGAUUGACUAUUGACAAAUGCAGUCAGAGGUCUGGACUAUUACCAAAGCGUUUCAGGCUAUACUUAGAAAAAAAAUCUGACAAACUUGCUAAAUUUUACAUGUAAAGGCCAGUUGACUCGCUCAUAGGUGUAGGCUCGCUGAUUCAACUUUUCCCCCCUUUAAAAUCCAGCCUUUGCACUAUGACUAUUUCUGCUUGAGAUGACUUUGAAAGACAUGACUGAUGGAUGAUUAAAGCUGCUUUUUUUCAGUUCAGGAUGAAGUCUGUGUCUAAGUAUAUAAAACUAAUGGGUAGACUCAUACUGUGAGUCUCUGACCUAUUAGCCCAUAGAUUCAUUAGAGAUAACGUGGAGGAAAAUAAAAAAUCUUUCUUCAUAGAGUCAUUUUUCAGUUAACAUGGUCCUUUUAAACAGUUUGAACUGUUUGAUGGACUUAUCUAUGGUAAAAAAAACCUUGCAGUAUGUUUCUGUCCAUGUUUUUGUCACUCAGUUGUUUGUUCACAUGAGAAAUGUUUUAUCAAAAGAUUUUUGUCCACAGUCUCCUUAUUGUUAAUAUUUAAUACAAAUAAAAUUGAUGAAAACAUUUA